AUGGUCUUCUCAUUUACUUCGUUUGGUGGAAAAGUAGAAAGAUCUCUAAGAAAAGGUGUUGGGCCAGAGAUGUUUCAAAUGCAAGGAGAAAAUUACUAUCUUUUGGAUAGUUUAAAACCACCAGAUGGUAAAGAUGCCAAAUUUGGACAGAUGUACAUCUGUGAUACUGAAAAUGAAGCUGAGAACAGAGCCAAUUGCUUAAGCCAAGGUAAAAGAAGUUUUAAAUGCAAGAAAAAGGACAACUUGAGGAAAGAAAUUAUUGAAGUUUUGAUGAAAGUCUUAGAUGAAGUGAAUCCAUAUGUUAAGAACUUCAGAUCAGCAGGAGAACGAUUUAAUACUAAUCCUCAAGAAGCUUUUCAUAUGAGGAUCAUUAGUGAUUGUCUAAAGGAUGGCAGAACAUACAACACACCAACAGCAUCAGAAGUUGCAGCUUUGAUUCCUAGAGAUUUUAAUCUUGAUAUGGAUAAAAGGGAUAUAGUGCUUCAGAAACAUUCUGGAAAAUUAAUGAGGAUUAAUGAGAUACAUUCCUCAUAUCUAGCACUGCAGGAUGAGUCGCACACUCUUUUAUAUGCUAGGCGUCUGUUUCAGCAAUUUGUUGUGGAUGCCUUCACAACUAUUGAGUCUAACCGUCUACGAUAUCUCAACUUUAAUCAGUCAACUUUGCGAUCUGAUAGUUAUGACUCUAUCAAACAGUCAGAGACUGCAGGAAAAAUCGAUAUGCAUGACCAAGGAACUGAGUUUGUGUUGCCAGCUUCUUUCACUGGUGGUCCAAGAUAUAUGAAGAACAAUUAUUUGGAUGAUAUGACCAUUUGUAAGCAUUUUGGAUUUCUGGAUCUAGGGCGUACCAGUUAUGAAGACAUUAAAACCUUCAAUGGUGUUAUAUAUCCUGAAUACAAAUAUGCAUGUUUUGCUCGUGGGUUAUUAGAUGAGGAUCAAGAGUACAUUGACGAUAUAGUGAGGAGAAGUUUUGAGAGCUUUGGAAGUGAUCUGCGACAUGUAAACAGUAUAGGAAAAUACUUGGCAGAUUUGUGUGAAGAUAUUGAGCAUAAUCGGCGGAUUUAUUUCAACAGACCAGAACUUUUGUUAAGUGAUGAGGAGAAAAAGAAGUUUGCUUUACAAGAAAUUGAGAAGCAUCUGAGGCGAAAUGGAACUUCUCUUGCAAACUUUACUUCUAUGCCACAACUUCCUCCUACAGACGAUACUGAUUCAAAUGUUCUGAUAUUAGAUGAGCGGAGUUAUGAUCGUCAAGCACUGGUAGAAACUCUUGAUAGAGACGUUCAGAAGAUGACGGAUGAACAGGGGAAUUUUUUUGAUGAAAUUCUGGAUGCCGUGAAUGAAGAAAGAGGUGGAAUGUUUUUUGUUUACGGAUUUGGUGGUACCGGGAAAACUUUCCUUUGGAAAUUAAUAUCUGUAGCUAUUCGUUCUAAAGGAGAUAUUGUUCUUAAUGUUGCAUCAAGUGGAAUCGCCUCUUUGUUGUUACAAGGAGGAAGAACUGCUCAUUCAAGAUUUGGCAUACAACUUAGCCCUGAUGAGUUUUCUUCGUGUACUAUGGCUCCUAGAUCAUAUCAAGCUAAUUUAGUAAAAGAAGCAUCACUCAUUAUAUGGGAUGAGGCCCCUAUGAUGAGUAAGCAUUGUUUUGAAGCUCUAGAUAGGAGCAUGUAUGAUAUUAUGGGGAAGCAUAUAACUACACCUUUUGGUGGGAAGGUUGUAGUGAUUGGAGGUGAUUUUCGACAGCCUAACGAUGGUGAAGCUGAGAUCGAUAUUCCUGAAGAGUUUUUGAAUAUGGAUUCGGAUGAUCCUAAAGAAGCCAUUUGCAAAGCUGUGUAUGGGGAUAAUGCUUCGUUACAAGAAAACAAAGAACCUAAAUUUUUCCAAGAGAGAGCUAUUCUAUGUCCUACUAAUGAAGAUGUCAACAUGAUAAAUGAAUACUUGUUAGAUAAGCUUGAUGGUGAGGAAAAGAUAUACAUCAGCGCAGAUAGUAUUGACCCAAUAGAUAAAAUUUCAAUAGGUGAUGAAGCUCUUGGUCCUGAUUUCCUAAAAACUAUUAAGGUGUUUGGAUUACCAAACCACAGUCUUAGACUCAAGUCUGAGAAGAUCUACAAUGAUGUGGCAGCUCGUAUUGACGAGCGUGAGACCCAGCUGGCGCAGGAGUCCGCCGACGGAUCACCCGUCGUCUUAUCCACAAUAGAAGUGGAUAGAAUUUACGAGGAGGUCGCUCCUAGGAAAAAGGGACGUGUGUUGGGGAUUGGUUCCGUCAACGAUGUUCCGAGAGCGACUUCCUCUUAUGGCCAGAGACGGGAUGAUGAAGUCUCUCAGCUGCGCGACGUGUUGGAGACGACACAACAUCAGCUGUCGUCGACACAAAACGAGUUGGCCUCGACAAAAACGUCGUUCACAUCUCGUAUGAGUGGUCUCGAGAACUUCUUGGACGUCAUAGCGGCCACAAAUCCGGAAUGGGAGGCCAUGUUCAGGACCAUGAAACAACAAAACCCCAUUCCAGGCGAGGCAUCCGUGCAAGUCAACGAGGCAGAUCUCUCGAGAAGGAGCGAGGAAUUCUACGACGCGGCAAUGCAGCAUUAG
Brassica oleracea var. oleracea is the source of this 2580-nucleotide messenger RNA. RefSeq lists its product as uncharacterized. Bases 1 to 2580 code for a protein of 859 amino acids. Gene Ontology annotation, molecular function: DNA helicase activity. NCBI's taxonomy places the organism in Eukaryota, Viridiplantae, Streptophyta, Magnoliopsida, Brassicales, Brassicaceae. The transcript has 10 exons. Gene Ontology annotation, biological process: telomere maintenance; DNA repair. The record is from RefSeq and is a predicted model, not a curated record.